AUGGAAGUCCCUACACGUAGACGUCGGCAUUCUUCUGUGGGCAAGAUCAAUCUCGGAGACAACUCGGUGCCGUCCCUGCGCACCAUGCACUCUGACAAGGACGUCAAGACGACGGCCCAGCUGCAUAAACAACAGCUGAACAAAGCCACAGACUCCAGCGACGAUCUUGCCGUUCUAGACAAAAUCUGGGUCUCUGUCAAGAUCCUGAGCUACAGACACCCGUGGCUGCCGCCGCUGGUGUUUUUGGUCGCCACGCAGCUGGCCUACUGGUUUUCCAACAACUACACUCCGUCAAACCCUCUGCACAUGUUUAUGACCAUGUCCUACGGGGUUCCGGGCACAAACCCGCCGCUGUAUGAGAAGGGGUGGAAAGACUUUGCGUUUGUCGGGUACAUGAUGGUCUUUUUCACGUUCUACAGAGAGUUUCUCAUGCAGAUCGUACUGCGGCCGCUUGCGCUGCAUUUUGGCAUCCGUAGGGAGUCCAAGAUCAGACGGUUUACGGAGCAGACGUACUCGAUGUGCUACUACGGCGUGAGCGGCCCGCUGGGGCUGUACGUGAUGAAACAGACGCCGAUGUGGUACUUCAACACCCGGGCGUUCUACGAGAACUACCCGCAUCUGGCCAAUUUUUAUCUGUUCAAGUUCUACUAUCUGGCACAGGCGGCAUUUUGGGCACAACAGAGCGUGGUUCUCAUUUUGCAGCUCGAAAAGCCCCGCAAGGACUUCAAGGAGCUGGUGUUCCACCAUGUCGUCACGAUGCUACUAAUUGGCCUGUCGUACAGGUUCAACUUCACCUGGAUGGGAAUUGCCGUGUACAUCACGAUGGACAUUUCCGACUUCUUCCUGGCCACGUCCAAGACACUCAACUACCUGGACUCAGUGCUCGUGGGCCCGUUUUUCUUCCUGUUUGUGGGCGUCUGGGUCUACCUUAGACACUGGCUCAACUUUCGGAUUCUGUGGUCGGUGCUCACCGAAUUCCGCACCGUCGGGCCGUUCACUCUCAACUUCGCCACGCAGCAGUACAAGUGCUGGAUCUCGCAGCCGAUCGUGUUUGUGCUGAUCUUUGCGCUGCAGCUCGUCAAUCUGUACUGGCUGAUUCUCAUCCUGAGAAUCAUGUACCGGUACGUGUUUCUGAACGUAGCAGAGGACGAGCGGUCCGAGUCCGAGUCCGAGUCCGACGACAAGAAGGACAACUAG
Molecule: messenger RNA, 1197 nt
Organism: Ogataea parapolymorpha DL-1
Lineage: Eukaryota; Fungi; Ascomycota; Pichiomycetes; Pichiales; Pichiaceae
Product: Sphingosine N-acyltransferase LAC1
Exons: 1
Coding region: 1-1197 (398 amino acids)
Biological process (GO): ceramide biosynthetic process
Cellular component (GO): membrane
Molecular function (GO): sphingosine N-acyltransferase activity
Source: RefSeq, a predicted model, not a curated record